This is a messenger RNA of Fonsecaea multimorphosa CBS 102226, 1671 nucleotides long. RefSeq lists its product as uncharacterized. Lineage: Eukaryota; Fungi; Ascomycota; Eurotiomycetes; Chaetothyriales; Herpotrichiellaceae. The transcript has a single exon. The record is from RefSeq and is a predicted model, not a curated record. The coding region runs from base 1 to 1671 and encodes 556 amino acids.
AUGGCUUCCCUUACUGACAAGCCCCUUGAACCUGCCUCGAUCAGCCCCGACGAGUUCCGUUUCCUCUCAAAACAACCCGACUACAACAAGGUUCUUAUCGACGCCGAGGAACUCAGACGCCGAAUUUGGCUCAGCAGCCCUCAGAGCUGGGCCACCAGAAGAAGCCAGCGCACAAGAAGAAGCCAGCAAACCUCAGGCCUAGGCGAUCUCGACAAACUCCCCCUCGAACUUCAAAUGUGUAUCUUUGCCGCAACGCCCGUCAGCAGCCUAAUCAACCUCCGAGCAACCAAUUCUCAUGCCAAGCAGCUCAUUGAGCAAUGGGAGCCUUUCAGGGUCGUCAUGAUGCACGGCCCCGAUGCAAUCCGUGCGCUUCUGGCGACUGGCGCCGGUUGCGUAUGGACAGUGCCCCAAGUGGUCGACGUCCUCUUCACGUCCAAAUGCGAGUUCUGUGGCGAGCAUGGUGAGAUACUACACCUGCUGCAGCUCAAGCGGUGUUGCUUUCGGUGCCUUUCCCAAGAGCGUGAACUAUUAGCCGUCAAUCUUGGCUACGCUCAGAACACCAUGGGGCUUUCACAGGCCCAGCUGCGGAAGCUUCCACAGCUGGUGACUGUGCCGCAGAACUGCUUCUGGGGGUUUCCAGGCCAGAAAGGUCACCUUUUUGACUACAAGGCUGCCAUGGACGUCCUCCGACAGCAAGGACCAUUGGCAUCAACCGCUGCGGAUCAGGCGGAUUCGACGCCUUGCCAAAUCCCUCUGAUGCCCACUGGGCUCGAGUUAACUGCAGAACAACGCAGUAUCCAACCACGGCCCAGGUCGCCGAUCCAAGCCCGCCGUCACCAAACGCCUCUACGUCUACUGAAAGAGGAAAUCUCUCCGCCGGAAACGACCUACGCACAACACGCCUGUGCGAUCCGAUGUCCCCCCCUAAGACGCCAGACUACGCGCAAGCGCCUUCGAGAUGGCUCGCUCCAGACGACCAUGUCAAAGAUUGAGGCGGUCCACUGUGCUGGAUGUGCCUACUUCUGGAACUACCAUUCGCCGUUGCCGUGGCAGUUCCACCGGCUCUAUCCACAUCAGCCGGGAGAGGCGGACACAGAGUUCAACAGACAUCUGAAACACUGCGUUUAUGCCCGAAUGCAGUGGAGGUGGUUAUACGGUCCGUGGCGUCGCUGGCCAAGGGAGCGUGUCGAGUAUGUCCUGAGGAACUUCAGGCUGUCGUAUCGCUCAAGACAUGGCGCUUUUAACGUCGCCGAGGAGAACGCCUUGUUUGAGAAGAUGACAGGCGAUGCUGCAAUGCUGAUGCACACCAGCGACAGCGAUUUCACCACCUUUUCCCCUCAGUAUACCUGGCCGGACUUCAACAAUGGCGACGAGGAUAUCACUGGCCGACAAUCGCAGGCCAUUAUCCAUCAGCUUGCAAGGAUGAGAGCCAUUGCCAACCGCCACCCGAUCGACAAGCGAGACUACUACUGGGACAGCCUGGUGAGCCAAGAAGCAGUUAGCCAGGCGAACUGGGCGUGUGCAAACGCCCUCAGCGGCAAAGUCUCUCUCUUCCGCGGGCCGGUUACAAUUCUAGCAGAGAAGAAACAACUAUAUGACAAAAAGUUCCGAUCGGGGCGAACGUCAUCCGGGAGACUGCCGGAAUGGGGAUUCGGUCACUUCUAUCUCUGA